CGUUGAUGCUGUGGCGAUCAGUAACGGAUUGGAAGCCGUUCGCGAUCGUGCGAACGUUCAUGUGAUCGGACGUAUCAAAGUGCGUAAAAACACAGCAACACACGGGAAGAUAUCUUCGUUUGCGGCAAGACAUUCUAAUUCGAUAACGUUUUUGGAGAUAGCAAAAAAAAAGACAGAACCAAUCAUUCGGAUAGGUGAUGGUUGUAUUUGGUUUCAACAAGGAACAGGUUAGAAGAAUUCCUAUAUCUGCGUGCAUCUCUAGAGCGUCGAAGCGUCGUCACGUACGGUGUUCUACUUCUAUUAGCAUAAUCUCCAAUAAACGGAUCACGGUGAGCAAGGGAGACGUACGUUUACAUAAGGUGUUCGUGUGUCCCGUCCAAUCACACAAACGCGCAAGAAAUUCACUAGUGAUGCUGAAGCUAAAGGAAUUAAAAUAAUUCAAACUCGGUACAGAGUAGCAUCGUGUCGAGGGUGCUUUUUUGGAAGUGAUGCUAAAAGUUUGUGAUCAUUCCGUUCCGAGUUAUAGUUACAAUUUCAAGUGUUGAUUUGCUGUUUUAACUGAUCCAGGGAGUGAUCCAAACAUCCGAGCACGAGUUCCUAAACAAAUCUCUCCAACUAGUGAGGAAGUGUAAAACUUCCAUCGCCCGGAAGUACGGCGGGACGGUACACGGGUGUGUACGUGUUGUGGUCCGGUUCUCGCCUCUUCUAGCAAAGUCUAGCCAGCGUGAUAACCAUCAAUUAGGGCUAAUGCAAAUUACACGACCGAACGGGACGAGACCAGAACAAUGAUUAAUAUGCAGCAAUUACUGAUGACCGCGGUUCGGUGCAGCCGGUGGCCAGUGGGCGGUGACGCACUGGUACGCCGCCAUCGUUGUCGUCCGUCCGGCAGUGUCGCCCACGUGUCGCUGCUGCUUGCGCUGCUGACGGUGUUCGGUGCGGUGAAACCCAGCCAAGGCUAUCUGGAUGACCGUCAGCCGGUGUAUCUGGAGGCGAAGAUCGGUUCGUACGUCAUACUGGACUGUCCGGUUGAUUUUCCCCAGGACGAACCCAUACCGUACGUUCUGCACUGGAACAAAGAUAACAAACCCGUUUUCACACUGUACGACGGUGUCCUUAAUGCUUACGAAACCUUCAUUGGACGAGUAACUCUGCUAAACAACGACAUUCUGUACGGCAAAGCGUCGCUCAAUCUCACCUCAAUACGCGAAAGCGACAACGGUUGGUACGAGUGCAAAGUGAUCUUCCCGAACCGUGUGCCGAACAAGCGCAACAAUGGCACCUGGUUUCACAUUUCCGUGCUAGGCGGCACCUUGUUGCGCAUUCCACCCGUCAACCAAACCGUGCUGGAAGGUGAUCCGGCAUUUUUCCACUGUGUCGUACAGAACCCGGAAACGAUGUUCGUCGAAUGGUACAAGGACAAUGUGUCACUGCUGGAGUACUAUGAUCUGUCGCACCGUUCGAUGAUGGGUCCGGACGGGAGCCUUACGAUCAACCCAACGCAGAUGAGCGAUCUUGGAUUCUUCACCUGUGAGGUGCGAAAUACCGCCAACGAUACACAAUCGGCCAGUGCGUACUUGAAUGUGCAGUAUAAGGCGAAGGUGGUUUACGCACCGAAGGAGGUAUAUAUUCCGUUUGGUGAGUCAGCUGUGUUGGAUUGUCAUUUCCGAUCGAACCCGCCGUUAAAGAAUCUUCGGUGGGAAAAAGACGGUUUUCUGUUUGAUCCGUACAAUGUACAGGGUGUGUUUUACAAUCGCAACGGUAGCCUUCAGUUUGACAAGGUGGAUGACUCACACGCGGGUCGGUAUUCCUGCACACCGUACAACGAUCUCGGUACCGAUGGUCCAUCCCCGAUAAUUAAUGUGAUCGUACAGAGGCCUCCAUUUUUCACGAUCAAACCAAAGCUCGUGUACGUCACCAAGAUGGGCGGAACGGUCGAGAUGCACUGCGAUGCUCGUGAUCGUGACGGUUAUCACGUGCCACAUAUAGCUUGGGUCAAGAAAGAUGGAAGUCUGCUACCGUACGGUCGGUUUUCCUUUAAUGGAGGAAACAUAACAAUCGAAGAUAUUGUGGAGUCGGAUCGAGGAAUCUACGGUUGUCAGGCGACAAAUGAGGCCGCUACGGUAACGGCUGAUGCGGAGAUUAUGAUUGAAAAUGUAUCGCCGAGGGCGCCGUAUAAUUUGACCGGUAACAGUACCGAUACGUCCAUUACGAUUCGUUGGGCACCGGGAUACAUUCGUCAGUAUCUGGAGUACAUCAUCUGGUACCGGUUAGCCGAUGCACCGGAAUGGCGAACGUUGAAGGUAAGCAACAAGCACAUUUUGGAAGCGACGAUCACCAACUUACAACCGGCGCGAGAGUACGAGUUUAUGGUGCUGUGUCAGGACAACUAUGGCGAUGGGAUGUUUAGCAAAGCAUUCCGCUACUUCACAAAACCGACUGAGUUUGAGCAACCGGAAAAUGGACUGCAAGAUGCACUGCUCCAAUUUAGCCAGAUUGGAUCACCAAGGAACUUCAUCGUACACAAAGAGGAGGAUCACUAUGUGGCACGCUGGGAACCGCCGGAGCUGGGAUUGGAUCAGCUUCGUUUCUACAUUCUACGUUGGUGGAUCGAACCGAAGCACAAACUGUACGGAAGUGCGGAAACAUCCGAGACGGAAUAUAUUCUCGACAACCUGGACGAGGACAUACUGUACACGUUCCAGGUGUUUGCACUAUCGACGACCAACUACACGAGUGGCAGCAACGAGAUUGAUUUGUACGUUUAUCCUUACCGGCGCGUCAAGGUGAUGACGGUCAGUGGCGUGCUUAUAUUGCUGUUCUGUCUUGCGGUCAUCAGCAUACUGCUCUACAUGAAGCGGAAUCGAAUUCGGAAGCUGCGUGAAGCGGAAAACGUAAAAAUAUGAAACACUUACACGUAAAGUCACCACACACCAAACAUACAUCCCCGAAGCUUCGUACGGGAUCAAAAAAAAGUUUCAUUUUUUGUUUUAACCUUUUUGGGGAUGAACUCCAAUCGUGGUUAGGUUGGGUCACAACAAAUACACACCAAUGUCCCGACGUCUCGAUACUGACCUGCCGUAAAUCAGCUGCCUUUUCCCGGUGAGUAGAAGUAGUGCUAGUAGCAAGCGUACUCGUUGCUCGUAGACAUUCGUUUAGGAAAAUAAAAGCAAGAACUGUUAUGCACGGGCCUAUACAUAAAACAAUAUUAAUCGAAACCGUUGCAGUUGCUGUACUAUGCUAGAGAGAACAGAAGAAAGGAAGAAGAAAAAAUAACGAAAAACAAAUAAUUACUAUCGUGAAAUAGUAGAACGUUCUGUUUGUUUGUUUUUGUUUAGUGCGAAUCAAUGAGAUCUUGUCAUUACUAAUAAUAAACGAAUUAAAGAUAAGAA
Anopheles funestus (African malaria mosquito) is the source of this 3389-nucleotide messenger RNA. It is a transcript of the gene bdl, whose product is annotated as protein borderless. Gene Ontology annotation, biological process: dendrite self-avoidance; homophilic cell-cell adhesion; axon guidance. Bases 786 to 2903 code for a protein of 705 amino acids. Lineage: Eukaryota; Metazoa; Arthropoda; Insecta; Diptera; Culicidae. The record is from RefSeq and is a predicted model, not a curated record. Gene Ontology annotation, molecular function: cell-cell adhesion mediator activity. The transcript has 8 exons. Gene Ontology annotation, cellular component: plasma membrane; axon.